AAACAGGACGGACGCAGAAGAAAGCGCUGGAUGAUGAAAAAUGUGAUCGUCCGGGUUCACGGGUGCGGGAUGGGGAUCAUGUGGUAACUGGGCAUGUGGGAGCCCUUCGAUUUGCCGGGUAAGGCUGGCGAUGGUGAGAUCGGGGGCCGUGCUGAACCGUCAACUCGACAUACGGACCGAUGAGCUGUUCAAACAUGUGAACAGUGUGCAGCACAAUUGGGCUGGUACCGGGAGAGCUGCUGAAUGGCCAAGCUGUGGAGAGACGGGGUGAAGGAAAGGUCCAGAUCCAUCACGGGUAGCGCCUGUAUUUUUGAAAAUACCUAUUUCAGGGUGUUGAUCUCUGUCAAACACGCUCUGGCUACCGGCCAACGCUACUGUAGACUAGAUGGCAAAAGAUGGCCGAGAUCCCUACAUUUGGCAAUGAGGCGUGGUACAGACCCGCACGUACCCCAGAAUGACAGUGAUUGCUGGAGUGGGGCGGCGGUACGGCUGGCCCUUAUUGCAACGAGCGCAGUCGCAACGUCCACGUCAACGUCUCAGCUUCCAGCAUUCAACCGGCAACGGCCGGCCAACUAUCUUCUGAGCGAUCGCUACCUCCGGAAGCUCCAGAACAGUCGCCUGUUGCUAUACCAAAUCGCGGCCAUGUCCACCCGCGGACAGUUCAACACCAAGAACCCUACCAUCAAGCGCAUAUUAAAGGAGGCCUCUGAGCUCUCAGUCUCUCCCUCGCCAGAUUACCAUGCCGAACCGCUAGAGGACAACAUCUUCGAAUGGCACUUCACAAUCAAAGGCCCAGAGUCGCCUUCCGCAUACGCUGGUGGCAUCUACCACGGGCGGAUAAUACUGCCACCGCAGUACCCUCUUCGACCGCCGAAUUUCCGCUUCCUUACGCCCACAGGACGAUUCGAGGUGAAUCGUGAGAUCUGUCUGAGCAUAUCUGGACACCACGAGGAGACAUGGCAACCGGCCUGGGGCGUGAGGACGGCGCUGGUGGCCAUCAGGAGCUUCAUGGACACCGAUGCCAAGGGCCAGCUGGGUGGCAUUGAGUGCAGUAGAGAUGCACGGGAAAGGAUGGCAAGAGACAGUGGGAAGUGGGCGUGCUCGGGAUGUGGGAAGAGCAACACCGACAUCAUGAAGGAAUGCGAAGAGGCUGUCAAGGAUAUCGAGGAGACAGAGGGCAAGAGGAAGGAGGAACAGGUGCCUGAGGAGCUGAGACUUGCAUACCGGGACGAGCUGGGGCAGAAAGAGGACGCUGGGGCUGAGAAGAUCGACAAAGGCAAGGGCAAGGCGGUUGAGUCCGAGGCACGACAUGAGGAAUCGAUUCGACCUCCAGCGCUGGCUGCUCCAGCAGAUACACCGCCAACAAUAACACCGUCCCUGCCCGCCGUGAUUGCACCCAGACCUACGAGGACAGUACUAGCCCCACCGCUGCAACAACUGGUCGGACAGAGCGCAGAUCGCUCGCUGUCGUGGAUCGACACUUGCAUCUGGGGCGUUGUCGCAGCGUUACUUUUCAUGAUCAUAAAGAAGUUCGAUAUCCUAUAGAGUCCGGCGUGACUCGCUGUUGAAGACUGCUUCGAGUGUUCUUUUUCUAUUUCCAUACAUAUAGAGCGAUGGAGUUGUCAGUAGUAUUAUCUCGUUUCGUACACAUUUUUCAAUCCGAAGCAGCAAACCAACCGUGAGAGUCGGUCGCUUUAUUUCAACUAUAUAGACAUCCAAUUUAGGCCACGCGAACCGCGUCUCCGCCAUCGUGCAAAACGUC
Didymella exigua CBS 183.55 is the source of this 1762-nucleotide messenger RNA. Its product is annotated as UBC-like protein. The record is from RefSeq and is a predicted model, not a curated record. Bases 244 to 1545 code for a protein of 433 amino acids. The transcript has 2 exons. NCBI's taxonomy places the organism in Eukaryota, Fungi, Ascomycota, Dothideomycetes, Pleosporales, Didymellaceae.